Messenger RNA from Amaranthus tricolor (Joseph's coat), 1843 nucleotides. RefSeq lists its product as uncharacterized. The transcript has 9 exons. Bases 587 to 1492 code for a protein of 301 amino acids. The record is from RefSeq and is a predicted model, not a curated record. Lineage: Eukaryota; Viridiplantae; Streptophyta; Magnoliopsida; Caryophyllales; Amaranthaceae.
CAUCUUUUUCUGAAAAGAUUAAUGUGUAUAAGAAAACGACGUCGUGUGCUACUGUUGAGGAAAUGGGAGAGGUUUUUAAGCCUGCUUUUGCUGCUUGGAAAGAGUCUCUCCGUGUACGAAGGUUGAUUCAUCAUCAUUUCUUAAUCAAUGGUCCUUCAAGAGUUCGCCAACUUCCAGCGGAUGAAUUUUGUCAGCAUAACUUUGUCAUAGCAAAGGCGUCCGAAGCUGGAUUUGGGAACGAAAUGUACAAGUUAUUAACAGCUGCUGCAUUAAGUGUUAUGUUGAAUCGCUCCUUGAUCAUCGGCCAAACCAGGCAUAUUGGGGUAAAUAUCCAUUUUGGGGCUAUAUUACUUAUAGCACCAACAUCUCAUUUUCCCUUAAAGAAGUGAAACAUUUAUGGAAAAAGAAUAGAUGUGUUUCAAAAUAUGGUCGUCAUUUGCUUGUACGCAUCGAUGAUUUUCAAAAGCCAACACGUACAAACAUCCUAUGUAGCAACUGGGGAAAAUGGCAACAACCUAUCAUUUGGUUGCAAAAUGCAACUGAUGCAGUGGCAGCUCAAUUUUUCUUAAAGAAUGUGCAUCCGGAGAUGAGGAGUGCAGCUUAUGAGUUGUUUGGAAAACCGGAACUUCACUCAAGACCUAACGUUUUCGGGGAGUUAAUGCGAGUUCUUAUAUCUCCUUCUCCAAGUAUUGAAGCUGUGGUAAAUUCCGUUCUUGCUAAUAAUGAUGAACCAGAUAUCACAUUGCAUAUGCGGAUGAUGAUGAGCAGGUCAUUGUGGUCAGUAACAGCUGCACUAAGAUGCAUCAGAAAAGCCUUGGAGAAUGUAGAAAAGAUUGCAAAACCUAAGGUGAUCUUGGUCUCCGAUAACCCCUCUUUCAUUAUGACACUCAAAGCCAGUGUACAAGAACUUGCUGAGGUUAUUCAUUUCGAUUAUGAACGUAUUACAAGAAACAUUUCUCACGACUUCACACGAUUGAAUACUUUAGAAUUCAGGGUCAAAGAUUGGGGUUCUGCACCAAGAUGGGUUGCAUUUGUGGACUUCUUUCUUGCAUCGCGUGCAAAGCAUGCUGUUAUUUCGGGGGCUAAUAAACGAGUUGGAACAACCUAUGCUCAACUAAUUGCAGCUUUAGCUGCAGCUAAUAACCUCGAUGAAAAUGCAAAGACAAACCCGAAUUUUUCAUUCCUAAGUAGCUUCCAAAGCAACCUGCUGAAAAACGGAUUAAGCAAUCAGAUUGGAUGGGGACAUGCAUGGAACCGUUUUGCAGGUCCGUUGAGUUGUCAUGAGCAAACUCAACAAUGUGCAUACACGCCAAUACUCCCACCGGGUUGGUGGGACGAAAUUUGGCAGUCCCCGAUUGCUCGAGACAUUCGUAGACUGAGAAUGUAUGGCGUCAAACUCUCAGGGUUGGGCACCAUUGAUGAGGAGCAUCUUCAGUCUUACUGCAAAUCCAAGAAAAGUGCAGUGAUUAUUGCUCCGGUUUCGGCAAUGUGAAAAUAUACACUCCUAAGGAGGACAACAAUUUUUCUUGUAGAGAAUUAGGCAUAUUCUUAAGGGUCACUUACCUAAUAACAUUGUUUCCAAAUGGGGAAUUAAGUAUCGUAGGUGUGUUAAAUAAACAUUGAUCCAACUGUGGUUAUGCAACAUGCUUUAUGGAAAGUGUUGUAAGAAAAUUGUCAAUUAAAAUGGUCAAAAUGUUGGACAUUUCACAUGUAUUAUGUUUAUACUGGGACAAAUAAUAUACGUUUUAAAGUCUAAAUUAUUUUGAAACAUACGAACUAAGUACAUGACAAUCAAAGUGAAUAAGGAGCUCAAACAGUAGCCGCUCGUUUGAGCAGAUCAUCA